This is a messenger RNA of Chionomys nivalis (European snow vole), 2158 nucleotides long. RefSeq names its product cilia and flagella associated protein 100 (gene Cfap100). The coding region runs from base 129 to 2039 and encodes 636 amino acids. Gene Ontology annotation, cellular component: ciliary basal body. The transcript has 16 exons. The record is from RefSeq and is a predicted model, not a curated record. Lineage: Eukaryota; Metazoa; Chordata; Mammalia; Rodentia; Cricetidae.
GUUCAGGAUUAGAAGACUUGAGAACUCACUCUGCAGACUGAGACUUCGGAGCGAGCCGGGUGUGCGCGCGGCUGGCGAGAAUCUCCUUCAGCUAAGGCCAAGUUUUGCUCACGGGUUGGUCCUGAGCCAUGGCAUCCGAAGCACAUUCCUCUGUGCUCCCUCUGAAAGUGGUCAAUGACAAAAGCACCCUGGAGUUCAUGAACAACAGCUCCUCUUCCUUCGUUGAAGAUAAAAAGAAACCUCGAAAGAAAAGCAAAGGGCAUGUGACUAUAGCUGAUCCCUCAAGUAACCCUUUCCACAUGUCAGGGGAUGUGGAUUUCUUCUUGUUCAGAGAGCAGGAGCGGAAUAAAGCCAUUGCAGAACGUGAACAAAAGAAGAUGCUGAGGGUGCACCAGAAGAUGACGUUCGCAUCUAAGGUGUCCGCCAAGCACACUAGCCUGCGCCGGGAGCUGCAGCUAGAAGAGGAGAUAGAGGACCAGGAGCUGAUGGCUGAGGCCCGGCAGCUGCACUCUUUCCGCAACAACACUGCCUGGAAGCUGGCCAUGACCCAAGAUAAGAAUGUGGAGCCUGAAACACUGAACAACUAUAUGCAACAGAAGCGAAACAUGUUCCUCCUCCAGUAUGCCGUGGCAAUGAAGCGAAACGAAAUCCAGCGGCUAGAAAUGCUGGCAACCCGGGAGGAGAGGAGGCUGGAGAGAGCUGAGAAGUUCCUGGAGAAGGAUGCAAACUUGUUUGACGAGUUCCUUAGGGAGAAUGACCGCAGCUCAGUGCAGGCCAUGAGACUGGCUGAGAAAGAGACCAAGAUCAAGGUGGAGAAGAUCAUUGAGAUCCGGGAACUCACGGGCCAGAUCAUGGCCAUCAAAAGUGAAAUCUCCAAAUUCGAAGAUACUUUGCAGCAUUACAAGAUCUACAAGGAUUUCCUGUACAAGCUGUCACCCAAGGAGUGGUUAGAAGAGCAGGAGAUGAAGCGCCAAGCUCUUAAAAAGGCCAAGGAGCCUGGGGAGUUCACCAAGGAGAGCAGUAUGGCCACCUUAUUAGGGGAAAAAGGGUCUGGCAAGAGCAAGACAGCCUUGCUGUGGAAAGGUAUGACUGCCCCAGUCCAGAAGGGACAUACACCUCAUGCCAAGGGCACAUACAAACCUUUCUCCUCCUUUCUCCCAGAAGUUCAGAGCUUGAAGAAAUCCCCAAAGCUUACACGGUCUGGGCAUGCCCCAUCCAGCAGUCAGAGCCUCCCGCAGGUUGGCCACCUCAGCCACCCCAGCCUGUACAGUGAGCUGGACUCCAGACUGUCAAGCCCUACUGUGCCAUCACAAGACGACACUGACAGCGAUGGGGAGGAGCUGGCACUGUACUUCACUGAGCCCCAGCAGCUCUUGGAUGUCUUCACACAGUUAGAGGAACAGAACCUGUCCCUGAUUCAGAACACACAGGAGAUGGAGGAGGCCCUGGAUGAUCUGAACGUCACUCUGAAAAACACCCAGAUCCGCAUGGACAGGGAGGUCAACCUGCUGAAGCAGUGGAUCACCACCAUGAUGAUAUCAAUCUCCAAGGAGGAGGAGUCAGCAGCAGAGCUGCAGCUCAAAGCCCGCGUUUUCCACUUCGGGGAGUAUAAGGGUGACCAGCAGGACAAGCUGCUGGAGAGCCUGAACCACAAGGUGCUGGAUGUGUAUCGGAAGUGUGUGGGCAUGCAGCAGGAGGCCAACCUGGGCACAGUGCAGAUGCUGACUGUGGUGGAGCACCAGCUGGAUGAGCUGCUAGAGAAUCUGGAGAGAGUGCCCCAGGCUAAGAUUGAGCAGGCUGAGAAGGCCAAGGAGAGGGAGCGGCGCAUGAGGCUUCGUGAAGAGAAGGUCAGGAUGCAGAAGGAGCUGCAGGAGGAGCGGUUGCAGCGGGCUCGAGCCAGGGCCCAAGCUGAAAUAAAAAAGAAGAGAGGCAGGAGAUUGGUAAGCCGCUCCCGUCCACCAGUCAUCAGAAUAAAGGAGGAGUCUGAGCACGUAAUAAUGGACAAGGACAAGGAGGAGAUGCUCUUCUUCUUCACUUAGCAGCAGAGCUGGCCGAAGGCUCAGGAAGAGGUCAGUAGUUACUGAAGGCAGGGACUGCGAGCCGGAGGGACUAACUCCAUCUCAUGCUCUCCUGUCAGCCUCCUUACUCAAAGGAAAUA